Messenger RNA from Paramacrobiotus metropolitanus, 1742 nucleotides. RefSeq lists its product as uncharacterized. Gene Ontology annotation, molecular function: protein binding. Lineage: Eukaryota; Metazoa; Tardigrada; Eutardigrada; Parachela; Macrobiotidae. The record is from RefSeq and is a predicted model, not a curated record. The coding region runs from base 139 to 1305 and encodes 388 amino acids. The transcript has 3 exons.
CAAGUACCACGCAUUUUUGAGUUUUUUGUGAUUCUAUUAGCGUCAGGUUAAUAAUAGUCAUUUUAGAAUUUAAAAAUAUUCAGACGGAAAUCCAAAUUUCAGUUUUGAAACUGAGCAUAUAAUUAUAAAGUUCUCCGGAUGUUUAAAAAAGAUAUCUGGCGCUUCGGCGCCGUAGACGUGCAGGAUGACAGUGGACUGGUGCGCCACGGAGUGGUCCGCGCAGUGGAUGCCAAGCAAGGCAUUACUGUUGAUUUUGACUGUCCAGGACAUCGUGCCGAUCUGACACCAUUCACUGCGUUCGUCAAUGGUCGUCUCAGUCAGUUGUCUCCCUACAUAUACAUCGUUCCUGGAGACGAAGUGCAGGUCCUUUUCCGAAAAUCCUCGGACCAGCCCUGGUGCUGGCAUCCAGCGAUAUUCGUGUCCGAUGUAGGUGUCAACGCGUUUGCCUUGGUGGAGAUCAGGUUAACUGAGGCUAACACUGUUCGCGAAGUGGUGGCCUUAGAGAGAGUGCAGCGGCUGGGCGCCAUGCGGCCCUGCAAAUGGCGGCCUGCGUCUGCUACGUUUCCCUAUCAAAGACAUUGCGCGCAGUUACCACAGGAUUUCCUGGCUACGGCCAAUAUGGAGACGUUCCUAGAGUUAUGGCGCCAGCAUACAAAGACCCUCGGCGCUACUGUUGACAAAAACAGACUAAGUUACCUCGCACAACGAGGAAAGCAACUGACGCCAUGGCAGUGUGCAGAUGCAUUUCGCUGCAUCACUGACCUGAUGCAUAAGCGAGGAAUCAAAAGAAGCUGUGACGACGAGGCUGAAACUAACACUUCGCAGCAGUUGGUUUUGAGAAAUCUGGAUUCUUCGGAUGAAGUCCACAAUUUGGACUUAUUUAUGUGCUACAUGCCUGUGGAAAUACUGCUUGAAAUUCUCACAUAUCUCCGUGUGGCCGACCAGGUUAAGCUCCGCCGGGUUUGCUCAACAUGGGACAUAAUUCUCAAAUCCAUUCUGGUAUCAUCUGUUGUUAUUGAUCGCGAUGUGCACGGACCGGAAACAUUGAUUCCGAUAUUGUACAAAGUAGUCACCGAUAACACGAAGACCUUAGUUUUCGUCGGAACAGAUAAAUUAGCUCGUUUGGCACUGCUGGAGCAACCAUUUCGCAUUAUGAUCGACUUAUUAGUGGCUAACAAGGUCAAGGUCCCGUUAAUUAUCGUUGCGGGGUUUUACAUUUUGAGUGGGAUUUGGGCUUUCAGUCGGGAAUGUACUCGUGGAAAUCUGCUACACAGUGGCAGCAUGUCUGUACAAAAUUGGUGCUGAGAGAUAUGGAGGUUAUCAUUUGUCUGGACGACAAUCCUUGGCAGAUAUUGGAGACCGCUGAAUGUACUUCACGUGUAAUGGUUGUGGAAAACAAAAACGGCGAAGAGACUAAAUUUGUUCAGAAGACGGUGAGCAAGAAAACCAUCAACAUGAAUGGCAAGGCUGAGCUGUCGCUGUUGGAUUUUUUAAAUGUUUGAAUUAGUCGGCUGAAUUGCUGUUGGUUUCUUCCAAGAUAUGCUGUGAUGGUGGGUUAAAAUUUGGCUACAAAUGUUCCGCCUCUUUUUAACGAAUAUGUUCGUUUAAUACGUGUGAUUAGGUUGGAGUCUUUGACCUUUUUACCCGCUUUUGUUGCAUGUGGUGGGCGUACUGUGCCUCAUCAAAAUUUAUUAUUGUAAGUUGUGUUUCUUUUGGCACAUAAAUUUACGCAGCGGAAAGAU